Messenger RNA from Hydra vulgaris (swiftwater hydra), 2001 nucleotides. The record is from RefSeq and is a predicted model, not a curated record. NCBI's taxonomy places the organism in Eukaryota, Metazoa, Cnidaria, Hydrozoa, Anthoathecata, Hydridae.
AUGGACCAAAAGAAUCAAACAAAAUGCAGCAUAUGUUAUAAGAUUUUACCUUACAACAGUUCGACCAGUUCAAUGCAAUCCCAUUUAUCAAUUGAUCAUUGCAUUAAUUCUAAAAUAUCUAAAAAAUCAACAACUUUACUCAACGAUGACGAUAUAUCCGAUAUUGAGAGCGGUAAUGAGAAUGGUUUUGAAGAGACUGGUCAUAAAAAAUUAAACAGGUUAUUGGUGAAUUUUAUUGUUAGUACCGAUCAGCCGAUUUCGAUAGUACGUCAUCCAAACUUUGUAAACUUAGUUAGUGAGUUAAACAAAAGCUACAAAAUGCCUUGCAUAAAUACGGUGAGCAAGAAAUUAAUUCCAUCAAUUACGGACAAUCUUAAAUCAAUUUUAAUGCUAGAAUUGAAGGGAUGUCGUUUCAUUACAAUUACUUGUGAUAGUUGGUCAUCAUUAGGUAAAAACAGCUACCUCGGUGUGACUUGUCAUUUUAUUGACAAAAAUAUGACUCUAGUUGACCGAAACCUAGAUCUUAAGUUUAUGUCUGAAAUGAAAACAGCUGAAUAUUUAUUUAAUACGUUAAACGAAAUCUUCAGUGAAUGGUCAAUCAAUAAUAAGAUUUUUGCACUAGUUACUGACUUAGGUGCAAAUAUUUUCUCUGCAGUAAAUAAAUUUGAUGAUAAUGUUCUUAAGAUUCCGUGUGCUGGUCAUCGUUUGAAUCUCGUGGUUAAUGAUCUUCUAAACACACGAGAUAUAAAAGUAAAAAAAUUUAAAAAUGGGUCAAAGCGUUACCAAGUAAAAGAUUACGACGGUAAUGGAAAACUAAUUAAUAGAGAAAUUACAGAAAGUGAAGUUAAAGAAAUUGAAAAAAUUAACGAAGCAUUCAGAGAUGUUACAAAAGAAGUUCAAGAAACACUUCGUUAUGAAACUAAAAUAAAGUUAGUACAGGAUAUAGCUAUUCGCUGGAAUAGCCAAUUCGAUAUGAUUGAAUCUAUAUUAACAAAUAAAACUGCAUUGGAUAUGAUAAGCAUCGAAUUCCAAAAUAUAAAAGACUAUCUUCCCACUGCUACUGAAUUUAAGGUGCUGGAGGAUUUGUGUGAUUUGUUACACCCAAUUAAAGAGCUAACAAAAUUUUUUAGCGGAAAGAAAUAUGUUACAGUAACAUUCCUGUUUCCAACACUGUAUUCUCUACUAAAUGAAAUACUUGAAUCGCAACCUAUUUUUACAGAACUAGUUAAGACUUUUCAAAAGGAGUUAUUAAGGUCUCUAAAAGGACGUUUUAAAUACAUUUUUGCUAGUGAUUUUUUUUUAGCAGCUACUUUUCUUGAUUUCAAAUUUCGUAAAUUCGAGUUUAUCAAAAAUGAUAUCUAUAGAUAUGAAUGCAUUUCAAAGGCAAAAAUGUUUAUAAAAACAUUUUAUGAAAUGCAUCUAAAAGAAACCGAAGAAAUCGAUAUAACAAUUGAAACAAAUUGUUUAAAUAACACUUUAAACUCGUCAAACAGCUCAGCUGACAAUACCAUAAAAACAUUUCAGCAAUUGUCAACGUCACCUAUUGCAAAUAAUAUUACUUUAGUUAACAACAAAAGACGAAAGUCAAUCAACUUAAUUGAACUAGUAACAGAUAAAUCUUGUUGUAAUUUAAUUGAGAGCAAUGAUAAACUUGAAAAAGAAAUAAAUGAUUACAGUCUGCAAUACUUUCAUAGCUACGAAAAUAGUGACAUUGAAUUUUUCCAAGCUAAUCAAAAAUUGUUCCCGGUUUUGACACAAAUUGCACGGAUAAUAUUUUCAGUUCCAGCGACAUCCGUGCCAUCAGAAUGCUUAUUUAGUUCAACCGGUUUAAUAGAUACGGAGCUACGGAACAGGCUUGCGCCAAGCUUAUUGAAGCAAAAAAGGAGAGGACCAAGAACAGACCCUUGUGGUACACCACUAAGUACAUCAACCCAAUCUGUCACACUAUUACCUAAAACCACUCUUUGUUUUCUAAUAGCUAAGAAACAGACUAUUACGUAA